Molecule: messenger RNA, 330 nt
Organism: Mesorhabditis belari
Lineage: Eukaryota; Metazoa; Nematoda; Chromadorea; Rhabditida; Rhabditidae
Source: the annotation of a GenBank genome assembly
AUGUCUCAUGGUUUGGUUACCUCCGAUCUCUUGAGCAAAGCACAACGCCGAGAAGAUGGUGGACGAUGUAAACACUGCAGCAAGCAAUAUGCGUUCAACAUGCUUCAACACUUGGUCGCUGAACAUCAAGUGAAGUUGUGUUCUGCCGAAAUCAUGUAUUCGUGUGACGUUUGCUCAUUCAAAUGCGCUUCCUAUCAACUACUUGAAAAUCAUCUCAGCACAGUGCAUCCAAAAAAUGGUGGCAUGGGGGAAAAUGAUCGAGCUCGAACAAAAUGUUUGCAGAGCAAUGGUGCCGAUGCGGACAAAGAUGAUGAAAUCGUUACCCUUGAC